Messenger RNA from Malania oleifera, 508 nucleotides. RefSeq names its product arabinogalactan protein 41-like. Bases 257 to 469 code for a protein of 70 amino acids. The record is from RefSeq and is a predicted model, not a curated record. NCBI's taxonomy places the organism in Eukaryota, Viridiplantae, Streptophyta, Magnoliopsida, Santalales, Ximeniaceae. The transcript has 2 exons.
GAAAUUACCAUUUUACCCUCUCUCUUCCCCCAUUUCGUCUAUUUCUGUUUCUCCCCCAUUGUCUCACUUCUCGCCUUCGCCUUCCUCGUCUACCCAGUGCGUCUGCCUGCAAAUUCGAGCCACGCCCUCCCCCGCCGCUCUCUCUGCGCGGCUCUCCCUGCCCAUUGCGGAGACCCUUCUGCGAGAGACCUCGCAGAGAGAGCCUUAGGCCGUCGUUUCUUUUCCAGGUUUUCUUCGUUUCUUCGGGAUCAGGAACAUGGCCGUUUCCAGGAUUUCUCUCGGUGUUAUGGCUGUCAUCUCCGUUCUACUCUUCGCCAUCGCUUUGCCGGCCGCUCACGCCCAGGCUCCGGCGCCUCCCCCCAACAGCGACGGGACAACAAUUGAUCAAGGUAUUGCCUAUGUGCUGAUGCUGGUGGCGCUGGUGCUGACAUACCUCAUCCACACCAUGGAUGGCUCCUUCAGCUUCUAAUUAAUUUUGACAUAAUAAAAUUGAUAAAUUGUUUUACUA